Lithohypha guttulata is the source of this 858-nucleotide messenger RNA. RefSeq lists its product as uncharacterized. The coding region runs from base 1 to 858 and encodes 285 amino acids. The record is from RefSeq and is a predicted model, not a curated record. The transcript has a single exon. Lineage: Eukaryota; Fungi; Ascomycota; Eurotiomycetes; Chaetothyriales; Trichomeriaceae.
AUGCCUCAGACUCCAGUCAAUGCGGCCAGUUGGGCCAUCAACAAUACCCGAAUUCUAUCUAGCUCUGGUAGCAGAUGUGCGAAUGACAUGCAGGGCGUCGUCAUUUUCAGCAAACCCGUCUCAAGCACAGACGAAAAGGAUGUCUGUCCAUUCUGUCAAGAGAACUUAACAGCAGGUCAAUCUAUCAUGGUACACACGAGCCACUGCAAGAACAGCUACCAUGCCAAAUGCAUGGAGGAAGCUAUUACUCGAGGCGAAAGCAAGUGUCCCUUCUGCCGGAUCGAGAUCUGUAAAUCAUUGACCUCAGAACGGCGCGGAGAAGACUUCCGCCUGUUCUUCUGCUCCCGUACAGUAGGGCUAGGUCCCGUCGGAUACGCCGCCGCUCUCGACAACCGUCCCGGCUACGCCGCCCAGGAUCGAUUCUUCAUGAAAGUCCUCGAACUCGAGAAAGAGCUCCAAUACGAGCUCUCCUGCAUACGCCGCCACCACGACAAGGUACACCGCCAUAUCAUGCAAGGUAAGAACCUCGAGAUCGAGAAAUUCUUAUUCGAGCAAGAGCGCAGGCGGCGAAGCGUACACAUGCAAGACAUUAAGCGUGAAAUGCAAGGUCAACGCGUUGGACCUCAUCUGGACCGUCUAAAGGUCAAACAGAAGGCCGAGGAAGCCGCGUUCAUGGUCAAACUCGGAAGAGAAAAAGAACAAGAGGAGCUGGCGUGGGCUCUUUCCAUGCACGAUUGGCAGGAGGAAGUUACAGAACAGCAUGCGGGCAUAGUCAAUUACCAGUGGUAUAAGAUGGAGUAUGCACAGGAGCAUGACCCUCGGGGUAGUGAGUGGGAAGAGAUUCCGUAUCCGCUAUGA